CCCCCCCGCCCGCGGGCCGCCCCCCGGGCCCUGCGUCCCCUCCCCCGCCGGCGGGGCCCGGACAGAAGAUGGUGCACCGGAAAACAGCCGACCUCCAGCGCUUCCACCGUUCGUUCAAGGCACAGGACCCUUUGGAGCUGGCCUUGUCCCUAGAGCAGGCCCACCUCGGGGACACGGACCACAGCCCGGAGCUCGAGGCCCGCCCCGACAUGCCCGCCAGCCAGCCCAUCGACAUCCCGGAUGCUAAGAAGAGGGGCAAGAAGAAGAAACGGGGCCGCGCCACCGACAGCUUCUCGGGCAGGUUCGAAGAUGUCUACCAGCUGCAGGAGGAUGUGCUGGGGGAAGGCGCCCAUGCCCGCGUGCAGACUUGCGUCAACCUCAUCACCAACCAGGAGUACGCGGUCAAGAUCAUUGAGAAGCAGCCGGGCCACAUCCGGAGCCGGGUCUUCCGGGAGGUGGAGAUGCUGUACCAGUGCCAGGGACACAGGAAUGUUCUGGAGCUGAUCGAGUUCUUCGAGGAAGAGGACCGCUUCUACCUGGUGUUUGAGAAGAUGAGGGGCGGCUCUAUCCUGAACCACAUCCACCAGCGGCGGCACUUCAACGAGCUGGAGGCCAGCGUGGUGGUGCAGGACGUGGCCAGCGCCCUGGACUUCCUGCAUAACAAAGGCAUCGCCCACAGGGACCUGAAGCCCGAGAACAUCCUGUGUGAGCACCCCGACCAGGUGUCCCCCGUGAAGAUCUGCGACUUCGACCUGGGCAGCGGCAUCAAACUGAACGGGGACUGCUCGCCCAUCUCCACCCCGGAGCUGCUCACCCCGUGCGGCUCUGCAGAGUACAUGGCCCCGGAGGUGGUGGAGGCGUUCAGCGAGGAAGCCAGCAUCUAUGACAAGCGCUGUGACCUGUGGAGCCUGGGCGUCAUCCUCUACAUCCUGCUCAGCGGCUACCCGCCCUUCGUGGGCCGCUGCGGCAGCGACUGCGGCUGGGACCGCGGCGAGGCCUGCCCGGCCUGCCAGAACAUGCUGUUCGAGAGCAUCCAGCAGGGCAAGUACGAGUUCCCCGACAAGGACUGGGCGCACAUCUCCCUCGCCGCCAAAGACCUCAUCUCCAAGCUGCUGGUGCGGGACGCCAAGCAGCGGCUGAGCGCCGCGCAGGUCCUGCAGCACCCCUGGGUGCAGGGGUGCGCCCCCGAGAACACCCUGCCCACGCCCAUGGUCCUGCAGAGGAACAGCUGUGCCAAAGACCUCACGUCGUUCGCGGCCGAGGCCAUGGCCGUGAACCGGCAGCUGGCCCAGCGCGAGGACGCGGCCGAGGCGGCCCCGCCCGUGGUCAUCCGAGCUACCUCACGCUGCCUGCCGCUGUCGCCGCCCUCCGAGUCCCAGCUGGCCCAGCGGCGGCAGCGCGCCAGCCCGGCGGCCGGCGCCGUGGUGCUGGUGGGCGAGCGCGGCUGAGCGGGCUGCGGCCCGGCUGUGUGUGUGUAUAGGUGUUUGCUGUUGGGUUUUCCCCUUUUUUCCGUUUCUCCCCGCCUCGCACCCCAACGUUUUUCCCCCUUUCAACGGUGUCAAAGCCACGCCGCCGCCGGCGAGAGCGAGGGCGCCUACUGUGAAGCCCGGACCCCCGGCCGCCCCUCCCCCAGGUGGACGGACAGUGGCCCCUGGGGCCUGGCCCGCCCCGCUGCCCGCCCUCAGCCCCCGGCCCGCCCUCCCCCAGGUGGACGGACAGUGGCCCCUGGGGCCUGGCCCGCCCCGCUGCCCGCCCUCUGCCCCCGGCCCGCCUGGUCCCGGGGAGAGUUGACAAUCCAGGCUUCCUCCGAGGCCCCUGACCUUGACCUUGACCUUAAACUGCAGCUGACCUUGGGGACCCCCCCCCCCCGCCCGGGGCCGGCCCGCGGCGGAGGGGGGGUGGACAGCCGCCUGUCAGCGACACGGGGGCCCGCAGUGCCCCUUCUCAGGGCUCCGUCUGACCGCGGCCACGUCCGGCCCGGGCCCCACGGGCAGCGUCCGCGCUGUCCACCUUCAGGAAAAUCGGCCUCGGCCGCCCCGGGAGUGCGGGGGGGGGCCCCCCCAGCCGGGGCAGCCGGCCGCGGACCGCGGUGAAAACUAUGCAAUCCGAGCUUCCACCCCCCGCUGCGCGUCCGCGGGCCCAGCCGAGUCGGGGUCCGGGUCGGCCGUCGUGUUUAGUUUUUUUUUUUAAAAAAAAACAACAACAAAAAAGCAAAACCAAGAGAACUGGGCUGACUCGGCGUCCCCGUUGUCGGUACCUGAGCGUUGGCGGGGCCUGGCCGGCGGGGGCCCGCGGAACCGGGCCGAGGGGCGGCCGAGGGGCGGACGCCCGGCACCGCGGGGACCGAGCACUUUACCGCGCGGCUUUUGUAUCCGUUUUGUACGCAUUUAAUAAAAGUCAACGCAAACCUG
This is a messenger RNA of Lepus europaeus (European hare), 2411 nucleotides long. It is a transcript of the gene MKNK2, whose product is annotated as MAPK interacting serine/threonine kinase 2. Gene Ontology annotation, biological process: peptidyl-serine phosphorylation; intracellular signal transduction; protein autophosphorylation. NCBI's taxonomy places the organism in Eukaryota, Metazoa, Chordata, Mammalia, Lagomorpha, Leporidae. Gene Ontology annotation, molecular function: calmodulin binding; calcium-dependent protein serine/threonine kinase activity; calcium/calmodulin-dependent protein kinase activity. The transcript is spliced from 13 exons. The record is from RefSeq and is a predicted model, not a curated record. Gene Ontology annotation, cellular component: cytoplasm; nucleus. The coding region runs from base 69 to 1448 and encodes 459 amino acids.